Gadus morhua (Atlantic cod) is the source of this 1381-nucleotide messenger RNA. RefSeq lists its product as uncharacterized. Bases 123 to 1193 code for a protein of 356 amino acids. NCBI's taxonomy places the organism in Eukaryota, Metazoa, Chordata, Actinopteri, Gadiformes, Gadidae. The transcript is spliced from 7 exons. The record is from RefSeq and is a predicted model, not a curated record.
UGUCUGUUCAGCUAACUGCAUGAUAAACUGGGACCACAGACUAGAUGUCAGACCAGCUUUCUGCGCUACAGAGUGUUCAAAUACCUCCCAGAACAACAGGGUGAGAGAGGAGAGGACUCACUAUGGAUUUAAGAUCAGCAGCAAGAGGAUUUCUAGCUUUCCUUCUGUCAGUACCAGUGCUUCAGGGUAAUGAUGACUGGACAGUUACUUACUCAUCUAGUAAUGUCUGUGCUUUAAGAGGAGCAAUGGUUGAAAUCAACUGCACCUAUGAAUACCCUGACAACGUACAGUACCGCCCUACCACAGUCACAACACUGUGGUUUACUAAAGAAGACAACCAUCAGCCUGUUGUUCUGGAACACGAUACAGACUAUACAGGUCGUGUUGAAUCCAGCUGUGGAGAGGUCAGCUGCACCGGGUCCAGAUGUCAUGGAACAUGUACCCUGAGAAUCAAAGACCUGAGACAGAGUGACUCUGCUGUCUACAAGUUUAGGUUUACAACAAACCAAACAGAUGGGGAAUAUACUGGUGACCCUGGAGUGACGUUAUCUGUAACAGAUCUCCAGGUGAAGGUGUCCUUUCUUUACCCUACCAGUCCUACCUGGGCAGAGCUGGAGUGUCACAGUAUGUGUGGUCUAGCUGGUGACCCUCCCUACAUCUGGAUCAGGAAUGGACAGAAUGUAGGACAGGGAAUAAACUACUGGGAGUAUAUUCAGUCUGAUGGGAGCUAUUCAUGUGCCGUUGAAGGAUACAAACGUGUCACCUCUCCUUUAGUGUGGCUUCAGGGUAAUGGUGACUGGACAGUUACUUACUCAUCUAGUAAUGUCUGUGCUUUAAGAGGAGCAAUGGUUGACAUCAACUGCACUUAUGAAUACCCUGACAACGUACAGUACCGCCCUAACACAGUCAGAACACUGUGGUUUACUAAAGGAGACAAGUAUCAGCCAGUUGAUCUGGAACACGAUGCAGACUACACAGGUCGUGUUGAAUCCAGCUGUGAAGAGGUCAGAUGUACCGGGUCCAGAUGUCAUGGAACAUGUACCCUGAGAAUCAAAGACCUGAGACAGAGUGACUCUUCCGUCUACAAGUUUAUGUUCACAACAAAUCAACUAGGUUUGGAAUAUAUUGGUAACCCUGGAGUGAUGUUAUCUGUAACAGCUGGAGUGUCACAGUAUGUGUGGCCUAGCUGUUGACCCUCGAUACAUCUGGUUCAGGAAUGGACAGAAUGUAGGACAACGAGUGAACUACUGGGCCUACAUUCAGUCUGGAGACAGCUUUUCAUGUGCUUUUGAAGGAUAUGAACGUCUCCGCUCUCCUAUAGUGUACGCUCCAAAGAACCCCUCAGUGACUAUGAGUCCCUCUGGUGAAAUAAAGGAGGGCA